GUUUAAGAAAAACCGGCAGCCAUGUCGGGGAAUAUAGGAAUGGAACAAUUGAUCCCAAUUGUGAAUAAAAUGCAAGAUGCAUUUACACAAUUGGGUGUUCAUAUGCAGUUGGAUUUACCACAAAUAGCAGUAGUGGGUGGUCAAUCCGCAGGAAAAAGUUCAGUGCUAGAAAAUUUCGUGGGCAAAGACUUCUUGCCCCGAGGUUCCGGUAUAGUAACUCGACGUCCACUGAUCCUACAGCUUAUACAUGCCAAUGCAGAAUAUGCGGAGUUUCUUCACUGCAAAGGCAAGAAGUUCGUGGACUUCAACGAGGUGCGCGGCGAGAUCGAGGCGGAGACGGACCGCAUCACCGGUUCCAACAAGGGCAUCUCGCCCGUGCCCAUCAACUUGCGGGUGUACUCGCCUAAUGUACUCAACUUGACCCUGAUCGACUUGCCGGGCCUGACGAAGGUGCCCAUAGGCGACCAGCCACCGGACAUCGAGCAGCAGAUCAAGGGCAUGAUAUUCCAGUUCAUCCGUCGCGAGUCCUGCCUCAUCCUCGCCGUCACUCCCGCCAACACCGACUUGGCUAACAGCGAUGCCUUAAAACUUGCCAAAGAAGUCGACCCUCAAGGUCUUCGCACAAUCGGUGUGAUCACCAAGUUGGACUUGAUGGACGAGGGCACGGACGCGCGAGAUGUGUUGGAGAAUAAGCUGCUGCCGCUGCGGCGCGGCUACAUCGGUGUCGUCAAUCGCUCGCAGAAGGACAUCGACGGCCGCAAGGACAUCACCGCCGCACUCGCUGCUGAGAGGAAGUUCUUCCUCAGCCACCCCUCGUACCGGCACAUCGCCGACCGUCUGGGCACCCCGUACCUGCAGCGCGUAUUGAACCAGCAGCUGACCAACCACAUCCGCGACACGCUGCCCGGCCUGCGCGACAAGCUGCAGAAGCAACUCCUCACGCUCGAGAAGGAUGUCGACCAGUACAAGCACUUCCGACCUGAUGAUCCCUCUAUCAAGACCAAGGCUAUGCUGCAGAUGAUCCAGCAGCUACAGACAGACUUCGAGCGCACGAUCGAGGGGUCCGGCUCGGCGCAGAUUAACACCAACGAGUUGUCCGGCGGCGCCAAAAUCAACCGGCUGUUCCACGAGCGGUUCCCCUUCGAGAUCGUCAAGAUGGAGUUCGAUGAGAAGGAACUGCGCAGGGAGAUCGCCUUCGCUAUCCGGAAUAUCCACGGUAUUAGGGUGGGUCUAUUCACCCCGGACAUGGCGUUCGAGGCGAUAGUGAAGAAGCAGAUCGCGCGGCUGAAGGAGCCGUGCCUCAAGUGCGUCGACCUUGUCGUGCAAGAGCUCUCAAACGUUGUGCGCAUGUGCACCGAGAGGAUGUCCCGGUACCCGCGGCUGCGUGAGGAGACGGAGCGCAUUAUCAUGUCGCACGUGCGGUCGCGCGAGCAGAUGUGCAAAGACCAGCUGGUGCUGCUCAUCGACUGCGAGCUCGCCUACAUGAACACCAACCAUGAGGACUUCAUCGGAUUCGCUAACGCUCAGAAUCAGUCGGAGAACUCUGCCAAGUCUGGGCACCGCGCUCUCGGCAACCAGGUCAUCAGGAAGGGAUACAUGUGCAUACACAACCUGGGCAUCAUGAAAGGUGGUUCCCGCGACUACUGGUUCGUGCUGACGUCGGAGAGCAUCUCGUGGUUCAAGGACGAGGAGGAGCGCGAGAAGAAGUACAUGCUGCCCCUGGACGGGCUCAAGCUGCGCGACCUCGAGCAGGGGUUCAUGUCACGCCGGCACAUGUUCGCGCUCUUCAAUCCGGAGGGCAGGAACGUUUACAAAGACUACAAACAGCUAGAGUUGUCGUGCGAGACGCAGGACGACGUUGACUCGUGGAAGGCGUCCUUUCUGCGUGCGGGCGUCUACCCCGAGAAGACGUCGGAGGCAGCCAACGGUGACGAGUUAUUUCCGCCUUUCCUGGGGUUGGGUGAAAAAAAGAAAAGCUCAGACGGCGGUAAUUCCGCUCCGGGCAGCAUGGACCCGCAACUGGAGCGUCAGGUGGAGACCAUUCGCAACCUGGUGGACUCUUACAUGCGCAUCGUGACCAAGACGACGCGAGACCUCGUACCCAAGUCGAUCAUGAUGAUGAUCAUCAACAACGCCAAAGAUUUCAUUAAUGGCGAGCUCCUCGCACAUCUUUAUGCAUCUGGUGAUCAGUCUCAAAUGAUGGAAGAAUCGCCAGAAGAAGCGCAAAAACGCGAAGAAAUGCUGCGCAUGUACCACGCGUGCAAGGAGGCGCUGAGGAUAAUCGGCGACGUUUCCAUGGCGACGGUGAGCACGCCGGUGCCGCCGCCCGUGAAGAACGACUGGCUGGAGAGCCGCCUCGACUCCAACCCGCGCCUGUCGCCGCCCUCGCCCGGCGGCCCGCGCCGUGCCGCGCCCGCCACGCAAGGGUCGAUGGGCCAGCGGGGCGCGCCGCCGCCGCCGGGCGCGGGCACGGGGCGGCCGGCGCCGCCGCUGCCGUCGCGGCCGGGCGGCGCCGCGCCCCCGCCGCCCGCCGGCCGCCCCGCGCCCGGCGCCGGCCUGCCCGCGCCGCUCAUACCCACGCGGCCGGGCAGCGGCGGCGCGGCGGGCGCGGCAGCGAGCGCGUACAACCAGAUGCCCCCACACAUGCGCCAGCAGGUCAACCAGGCGGUUGGCCAAGCGGUCACCAACGCCGCCAUCAACGAACUCAGCUCGGCCUUCGCCAGAUUCAAGUAAACACGCACAUUGAUCGUGUCACCGCUGUUACUAACGCGUCGGCAACUGUAACCCUCGAGUAACAUACUUUUUUCGUAAGAUCAGAACGUCAGUUUCAUUGGAAAUGUUCUGGACGUUCUUUGGAAAAAGUUUCACUGUGAACUUUAUAAAUCGAAAAAUAAUCACGUUGUUGUCUUGUUGUGUUGCGUUAUAAGUAUAUCGGCUAUUAAAGUUGGGAUGAGUAUUUAUAUCGUUGUAUCGGUAUAGUCUGGUAUAAAAUUGUUACAGUUGCCGACGAAUUCCCACUGUUUUCUAACUAAUUGUAUUCGUUUGAUACAGUGAACUUUAUAGACUAGAACCAAAUGAAUUGGUUCCUUGAUGGACAUGUUGAAAGAGUUCCUAACGCGAAGGAGCCAAACGCUAUCUCAGUAUACUUUAGUAUUAAUUUCUUAACUUAAAUCAUUAUAUUUACUGUUGGUUCUACUCUAUCGUGUAAUGAAGGAUUUGGUAUUAAAAUAAUACAUACUUAUAUGAAAAGGUCAAGUUAUGGAAUGAUCGCGCAUAGUCUGUCUAAACAUCGCUUACGUGAUUCCGUGUGAUGUGUUGUGAACGGGUUGAUGUAUGCAUUAUAACACUGGAUCUUAUGGGAUUAUUGCAUGGAUUGUAUUGUGUGGUUUUUAUAACAUGAAUAAUAUCGUUACAUCAGAUUAAAAACUCAUAUGCUGUAUUAUAGGUACUUUAAAGAUGUGACAUAAAGUUUGAAGGUAAAUGAUUGGCUACGCCGCGUAGCAGCUACGAGAAUAAAUUAUUUUGCAACUUGACAACGCCGUAGUCACAAAUAACAAUAAAAAAGUAGUUCAUGGAUUCGUAGCACUAAAACCAUCUGAUAAUCCCAAAAAGAUUAAAAGCUUUCAGUUCGUCAAAAGCGAUGUCCACGAACACUCAUCUGUAACAUAUGAAAUAAACAUUAUUCACUAAAAAACAAGUAAUUUUAGAAAGUUCUGUUUCUAAUAAACAUAUUCUUCUGUGUCUUCUAAAGAAGAAUUACUCGUUUAGUAGUGAAUAUGAAAUGCGGUGUUUGCUAUAAACUAAACUUGACUAAAUCUCUCACAAUAAUUUGAAUUUGCGUGAAUAGAUAUUUGGUGCAAACUCCAACUAAAUAACGUGUAAUGUGCCUAUACUCAAACACUGCUUGUGAUACAUAGCCAAUGUUACCGUAGUGUAAUAAAAUAACUUUAACUUAAAUAGGUAUUUUAUUUUCUUGCUCAAUUCCAAUGAAGCAAUAAUAAGUUGCUCAAAACCAAAUCAAGCAAGAGCAGAAAAUGUAUGAAGAUCACACACGUUGAGUAGGUGGAUACAGCUGCGUUACCGAUGCGAUGUUGAUCACAAAUAAUUUAGUAUACUCUUGAAACAUCACAGAUGACGUAAAAACACUUUAUAAUUGGUUAUCUAAAAUAAGAAAUUAUAUAAUCAAGUUCAGUAUUACCCGCGAAUAAUAUAAUUGUUCAGUGCUUUAUAAUGUUAAAAGAAAUUCAACCCGAAUGUAUGCGGGUUUGUACUAAAUGAACUAUUAAGGGGAUAUGUAAAAUUAUACUUUAUGUUAUGUAAUUAAUUGUAAAUGUUACAUUCAGUGGCUUAAGAUAGAUGUACAUUGAAUUUAGCAGUUCAUUUUGACGGUUGGCAUUACUGCUCCGAGACUGUAGCGUCUGAGGGCAAACGAGCAUAUCACAAUUGUUUGUUGAUUUAAAUGUGCUAGAGUAACGUUCAUAUGAUGUAAAGAGGAGUUGUUUUGUUAAUGUUUCGCACUCGACACUUUGUCGCGUAGAGCUAGAUGCGUAGGCCGUGGUUGCAACUUGUUCUCACGUCAGUGUCUAGAUGUUCCAGUAGCUUAGGAACCGAACAACGCUCCAGUCUUUCUUCCGUCUCUAGUAGGACGCAGCGUCUAUAAUGUUAACGCAUUUACUACGUACUAUAUACCCAGCUUAUUUGUUAACGUGUAUUUACAAGACUAUCUGUGUAACCUGCUUAUAGCGGAUGUAUGUAACAGACAAUUUAUGAAUUCACAAGGUAAUGACUAAAGUUUGUAUGUAAAUUAAUUGUACUUAUGAUAAUGGCUAAGACCAAAGCAGUUGUCUCUUAUAUUGUUGCUGUUAGCAAUACCUUUGGUCAAUUAUUAGAAGGUUUUAUUGAAGGUGAUGCAUACGGAUUCGUUAAUAAAUAUUACAUUUAAACUUGUACGCAUUUUUCAUGUUUGAAAUUGUCAUGAUCAUGUAUUGGCGACGCUACGAGCCAUUCAUUCAUUGCGAGCAGGUAGAAUGUUGAUGCAUUAUGUUGUCUCGGACACUUUGUAAUAGAGUAUAUGAUUGGGAGUAGAUUGACGAUGCCUGCCUAGUUCCCGGCGCGACACCCGGUACACCCGCGCGGGUGCCCGGGUGCCCGGAUGUCCGUGUACCGGGUGCCCGGGUGUCCGAGCGGGCAGCAAACAGUUCCUACACACGUUCAACGCUGUAGUUAUCCAUUACUCUCCUUAUAGCGGAGUUAUACACCACGUAAUCGACUUAUAUCAAUCAUCUAACGUUUUGCUCUCUCUUUCUCUUGUUAAUAGCGUUAGUACCAUCGAAAAAGGUAUAGGCAGUGAUUGUUGGAUUUGAUAUAGUUUAUGAAUAUUGUUAAUCUUAUGCUGUAUAAAUAGAGUAAUUAAAGGCUAUAUGUGUAA
Pectinophora gossypiella (pink bollworm) is the source of this 5428-nucleotide messenger RNA. It is a transcript of the gene shi, whose product is annotated as dynamin. The record is from RefSeq and is a predicted model, not a curated record. Gene Ontology annotation, molecular function: GTPase activity; microtubule binding; GTP binding. Gene Ontology annotation, biological process: receptor-mediated endocytosis. The transcript is spliced from 17 exons. The coding region runs from base 22 to 2733 and encodes 903 amino acids. Gene Ontology annotation, cellular component: synapse; plasma membrane; microtubule. Lineage: Eukaryota; Metazoa; Arthropoda; Insecta; Lepidoptera; Gelechiidae.